This is a messenger RNA of Penicillium manginii, 1584 nucleotides long. RefSeq names its product ferric reductase family protein. Gene Ontology annotation, cellular component: plasma membrane. Bases 1 to 1584 code for a protein of 527 amino acids. Gene Ontology annotation, molecular function: ferric-chelate reductase activity. Gene Ontology annotation, biological process: copper ion import; iron ion transport; intracellular iron ion homeostasis. The transcript has 5 exons. The record is from RefSeq and is a predicted model, not a curated record. NCBI's taxonomy places the organism in Eukaryota, Fungi, Ascomycota, Eurotiomycetes, Eurotiales, Aspergillaceae.
AUGAAUGUGUCAUCCAUUUAUGCGAUCGCCGUUGGAGGUUGCUUUUUAGCUCUCUUCUUAAUCCAGACCCGAACCACUAUGAUUGGCUGGAUCGAGUCCUGCUCUGUUCUGAUCUCUCGGCACCUCACACUUCCUGCUCUCAUCCACAGGCAUCGUAUUUGGGGCCCCUGGUCCCGGAUGAAUGUUUUCAUAUACUCUGCCUACACUCUGGUCAAUAUCACUCUGGUUUUCUUCCAUACACACUCCGUCGCCCAAGCUGGCCGCCGAGCUGGAGAGCUGGCUCUUAUCAACCUUAUUUUUCCCCUCUCGGCCACUCACCUCGGUUACCUUGCUGACCUUCUGGGUAUCACCUGGCGUACUUGCUGCAAGAUUCAUCAGGUAACAGGUUGGAUGUCUGUCGCUCUGCUGUGUUUUCACGUGGUUGCAGAAUGCCAGAGCCGGGGAUUCAGUUUUCCUCUUGGGGCAUUACGUAACAUAUCUACCCUAAUUGGAUCAAUCUCUUUAGCCGCUCUUGCCCUCCUUUCUCUCCCCUGGCUUCGCCGACGGUGUUAUGAAGUAUUUCUCCGAAGCCACCAAGCCCUGACAGCUCUCUUUGUGUAUGGCACGUGGCAACAUCUCCCAGAUCAGAGUCGCUUGCCAAGAUUGUACCUUUACGUGCCGCUGGUAAUUCUGGCCCUGACUACUCUGCUGGAGAUUCUCAACUUCUGUUACACGAACGGGCUAUUUUUGGGCCACGGCGCUCCCCGGGGCUUUGUAUCUUUCACUCCAGAAGGAUCUCUUACACAUCCUAAGCUCAGAAAAGCGGCCCAGAUUCGUAUCGUUCUGCCCCGAUCUAUCAAGAUCGAUGCGGGCCAGUAUAUCAACCUGUGGAUGCCGUCAGUUGGAUUUUGGUCGUGGCUUCAAACGCACCCUUUCAUAGUCACAUCGUGGUCGCGCGGAAGACAUGACACGAUUGAGUUGUUUGUGCAGCCACGCAGUGGCAUGACAUCAGACCUGCUCAGUCUUGCCGCUAGCGCUCCUGGCUGUCCUGUACCAUUCCUGGCCAUGUUCACAGGACCACACGGUACCAGUGAGAUUGUUGACGGGUAUGAAACUGUGCUACUGGUUGCGAGUGGUUUCGGGAUCGCCGCAACAAUUCCGUAUCUGAAGAAGAUGAUACAUGGUUAUAAUACCUGUACACUUCAUGUCCGUCGGGUGCAUUUGGUAUGGCAGAUAGAAUCAAUUGAAAUGGUCAGCGCAGCUGAGGACCUGCUCAACCCCCUCCUGGAGGACGAUAUUAUAGAUAAAGGCUAUAUUCUCAGCAUUUCAAUCUACGUCGAAAGAGGGCUUGCUCAUGAUAAGACGCCAAUAGGAAAACAUGAAAGAGCCUGCUUUUACCAAGGUGUACCCGAUUAUGACAACAUAGUCUCGCUCGAGGCAUCGGGGGACCAAAUCGAGAGGCUACCGAACAUUCGCGAUGAGCAAGGCCGGACCUUGGUGAUGGUUUCAGCGGCAGGCAGGUAUAGAGACCAGAUCCGAAAAACCGUCAAGGGCUUUUUGCAUCAUGGUGUGAGGCUUUCGGAGCUGGAAUACCAGCCGGAGUAA